GGAGCUGGGAGCGAGAUGGCGGCGCCGCAGCCGGAGCCGGGCCGGUGCGCCUACUUUGUGGCGAGGAAGAAGCGCUUCUGCAGGAUGGUGCCGGCCCUCGGGAGGCGUUUCUGCGGGGAGCACGGGCAGCAGGAGAAAGAAAAUGACAGAAAAAGAAUUCCAUGUCCUCUUGAUCCAAAACACACUGUAUAUGAAGACCAGCUACAGAAACACUUGAAAAAAUGCAAUUCAAGAGAGAAGCCAAAGCCAGUCUACUUUGUUCAAGAUAUUAACGCAGGUUUAAAAGAUGUAGCAGAAAUACCAGAAAAACAAGUAACGCUCUCUUCCCUAUCCAAAGAAGAGUUGGAGAAUUUAAUUAUCAAGUUGAAAAAAGCAACUAAUGGUCUGGAACUUGACCUUAAGGAACAAAUACUGUCUCACAAGGCUUUACAUGAAGCCUUAAAUGACCCAAAGAAUGGGGAAUCUGCUUUUAAACAUUUGAAACAACAGGCUUCCAUUUUAGGUAACAUGGAAAAAUUACAUUUGCUUGGUCCAGGAAGAUGUUUUAUUGAGUUUGGAGCUGGGCGAGGAAAGCUGUCUCAUUGGGUUGAUGUUGCCUUACAGGAUGUUGAAGAUAUUCAAUUUUUGCUUGUGGAAAGGGCAACUACAAGAUUCAAGGUGGAUGGAAAACAUAAAAAGAGAGAUUCUGUAUUUGAAAGGCUUCAAGUUGAUAUUCAGCACUUAUGCUUAAAUAAGGUACCUAGUUUAGAGAAGAAAAGACUACCUGUGGUAGGAAUUGGGAAACAUUUGUGUGGGGCUGCCACAGAUCUCGCUUUGAGAUGUUUGGUAGAAAGCUAUGCAACUUGCUGUGAAGGAGAAAAUGAAGAGCCUGCAGCAAAACGUCCUAAGAAUGAUAAGACAGAAAUGGCUGCUAAAAGUUCAGCUGAUAAUGAAAGGAACAAAGAAGACGUUAAGCCUGUAGCUGGAAUUGUUAUUGCACUGUGUUGCCAUCACAAAUGUGACUGGACACACUAUGUAGGAAGAGAGUUCUUCCAAUCAGUAGGACUUGGACCAGUAGAAUUUCAUUAUUUUCAGAGAAUGAGUAGCUGGGCCACUUGUGGCAUGCGAGAAACCGUAACCUCUACUAGUGAAGAAAGUGAAGAUCACGCUAACAACACAGAAGAACAUGACCAACCAUACAGCAAAACAGAGAGUGGUUUUGACACUCUGCAAGGGCUACCCGUUGAAGAGCGAAAGGAGAUUGGUGCCCUCUGUAAACUGCUGAUUGAUCAUGGACGGAUCAAAUAUUUACAACAACGAGGAUACAGGGCUACACUACAAUAUUACACAGAGUCUGCUGUAUCCUUGGAGAAUGUCCUGUUGACUGCUGUCCCAGAGCCAACUACAUUAUAGGAUAUAGAUUUGGAAUUGGUAGAAGACAAACUAAAAUCUGUCUAGAUCACUUGAAAAGCAGAUUUAGUGCUUACAAAAAAAAAAAAAAAAAAAAAGAAAAACUGUUUUAGUCUUUCCUCUACUCAGAAAACGGUUUUACAGUUCCCAGUUUCACUUGGAAUUACAACUACACAAUCCAGUUCUCAUUAUUGGAAAAAAAUCCCUAAGAAUACUUGAGACUGGUUGUAGACCUCAUUGUUAGGAAGAAGUAUAUUCAUUAUUCUCUUCUACUCAGUUACAUUCUUUAAUCAUUAGCAGUUAUGAUAGAAGAAGGACCAGAAGUGCAACACUCCAAAUUUCCUGGAAGACAAUGGGUUAAAAUAAGAGAAAUGAACAUAGUUCGUUUUCAGUUUAAAGUUCAGGAUAGCUUUGUAUUUAAGUAGGCCAAAGUACUUGUUUUAUCAGCUCAUGCUGCUAAUGGAAUUCAUUAAGGAAUAAAAUUCAUUUUUAAACUCUUGA
This is a messenger RNA of Anas platyrhynchos (mallard), 1890 nucleotides long. It is a transcript of the gene TRMT13, whose product is annotated as tRNA methyltransferase 13 homolog. Gene Ontology annotation, biological process: tRNA methylation. The record is from RefSeq and is a predicted model, not a curated record. NCBI's taxonomy places the organism in Eukaryota, Metazoa, Chordata, Aves, Anseriformes, Anatidae.